AUGGCCUCAGAGGAUGUUGGAGGCUUGCCUUCAGACACCGAGUGGCCGCGGGUUUUGUCAGUGCCCCUCCAAGGACAAAUUUCCUUCUCUGGUUGUAACACGAGCUGUUUUUUGCAGGUCAUUCCCCGUGGGCUGGCGUCUCGCAGUGGGCUGCGGGUAGGGGACAGGAUCCUGGAGGUGAACAGCAUCGACCUGCGCCACGCCACGCACCAGGAGGCAGUGAACGCUCUGCUCUCCAACAGCCAGGAGCUGAGUGUGUUAGUAAGGCGAGAUCCACCGCCGCCUGGCAUGCAGGAAAUAUGCAUUGAAAAGGCUCCUGGAGAAAAGCUGGGCAUCAGCAUCCGGGGUGGAGCGAAAGGUCAUGCUGGAAAUCCGUUUGAUCCUACUGACGAAGGCAUCUUCAUUUCUAAGGUGAGCUCCUCUGGGGCUGCAGCGCGGGACGGCCGUCUCAAGGUGGGGAUGCGGAUCCUGGAGGUGAACCAUCAGAGUUUGCUGGGGAUGACGCACACAGAAGCAGUGCAGAUACUCCGCAGUGUGGGUGAUGCUCUCCUGGUGUUGGUGUGUGAUGGCUUCGAUCCCAAGGCUGCAGCUGCCAUUGAGAUGUCUCCGGGAAUCAUUGCAAACCCUUUUGCUGCUGGUAUUGGGCGCAAGAACAGCCUGGAAAGCAUCUCAUCUAUUGACCGGGAUCUGAGCCCCGAGGAGCUGGAGGUGCUGCAGAAGGAGAUGGAAAUGGUGAGAGAAGCGACUCAGUGGGAGAGAGAAGAAGUGGAGAAAGUGGAGUGGAUGCGUAGGGAGCGGGAUGCGGCCACGCGGCAGCUUGAGGAGGCGGCAGAGAAUGUCACGAGUGAACCUUUGCGAAUGGACUAUCGGACCCUGGCUGCUUUGCCCAGCAGUGGCUCACAGAGAGUCAAUCGCACUCCCGUUCAUUGCGAUAGGGCCACCUCCGGCACAGGGACUGACCGCACUAUGCUGUCCCUGCCGGUGGCACAGGACAGCCAGGACGGCUCCCCAGCAGCAGCAGCAGCAGCAGCAGCAGCAGCAACAUCCCUGACCACCAGAUGUGAGCCUGGCCCACCCCAGGACCCCGCGUCGCCCUGCCGGCGCACGUGUGGGGCAGAAAAGCCCCCUGUAGACCAACGGGAUCCCAACCACUGCUCCCCGCCCCGGGAGCCGGAGGCAGCAGAGCAAGAGUGCAUGAUCGACUCCCAGCCCAUCCUCUUCAGCGAGAACCCCUUCGUGGUGGCCAACCGGAGGGGGAAGGCGGCGGGCAAGGCCUGCCUGGGGGGCCCCCCGCUGGGCUAUGGCAGGGAGGGAGUGCUGAAGACCAACCUUUACUCCAAGGCUCCUGAGUCGGGGACGGGGAAUUCAAGGCGAGAAACUCCUUAUUCUCCCAGUAACCAGCAGAUGCCCGCAGCUGCUCGGCCAGGCAGGGAGACACGCUUUGCUUCCAUUAACUUCAUUGCGUCGCAGGAUGACAGCAGAUCAACCAAGCCAGGCGUCAUUCAGCCUCUUUCCCGAGUGCGACAAAACGCUGCCUCGCAUAACCCGGAGGAGGGGGACAGCCCCAAUCCCUUCCAGCAGCCCGAGCCAAGCUCCUCUGUCCACAACUCUCCAAAGCCACCAUCACCACCCUCUCCUGAUGAGAUUCCCAUCAACGUCAAGCAAGCAUACAAGACUUUUGCAGCAGUGCCCUUGUCACACCCUCUGCUCGAGACACAGGUGCCAACGCAGAGCGGCCUGCACAGCCCCGAGCAGCGAUCCUUCCGUGAGAGGCAGAAGUACUUCGAAGUGGAGGUGAAGCAGCAGCAGGUGGAUAAACCUCCCAAACGUGUCUCCUUGGUGGGAGAGGAUGACCUGAAGAAAAUGAAGGAAGAGGAAGCUCGAAAACUGCAGCAGAAACGUACCCUUCUGUUGGAGGAAGAAGUGGAGGAGGACGAGAUGAUAAAACAAGUGCCUGAGAUGAGCGUGCAGUCCACCGUCAUCAUCGAAGGAGUUGAGUACAAGAUUGAGAGGCUGAAUGGAAGGAGCAGCCAGGCUCCAGCAACUCGGUCCUCAGAGGUGAAUGAGAACAACAGCUCACAGAGGAAUUCGCUGGAAGAAGGAAUGAAGGCUGAACAGAGAACGAACUCCAUGUCUGGGUUGAGUCCAUUAAGUCUUGCAGCAGGGGACGCAUUGGCCCCGGUGCGGACAGCCAAAGCGGAGCGGCGGCACCAGGAGAGGUUGCGAAUGCAGAGUCCUGAGCUCCUGAGCAGCCAAGAGAAGGAACUUUCUCCAGCAGAACGUCGUGCUCUGGAGGCAGAGAAGCGAGCGAUGUGGAGGGCAGCACGGUGAGACAGAAGGAGCUUCAUUGUUUUCUUUGCUAGGCCAGUUGAAGGAAGAAUCCGGGGUGUUCAGAUGGGGAACAAAAAAAACUUCCCUAUGCCGUAUGUUUGCAGAGGUUGUAGUUGCACAUUUCUUCCAUUCCAACAGUGCAGAGCAUCCGCUGCUUGGCUGAGCUCAUCUGCUUCUGACCAGCUUUGUGAGUGAGAAGUCCCAUAUUCCAUAUGGCCAGCAGGGACGGGGAGGUGAUCGUCCCCC
Molecule: messenger RNA, 2577 nt
Organism: Meleagris gallopavo (turkey)
Lineage: Eukaryota; Metazoa; Chordata; Aves; Galliformes; Phasianidae
Source: RefSeq, a predicted model, not a curated record